UUACAAAUAAGACCGAGGCACCUGACGUGCGAUAUCAUUAUGUUUAGUAAUUGCAUAGCGUUUCUAUUUACAUUGUGUCAAAGCUUGUCGGUAUUUCGCUAUAUUUUAACGUAUGGUGUUUAACGAAAACAUCGCCAGCUUAAUUUCUGAAGGACUGCGUAGUUUUUUUGUUCUCUUUUAACAGCGUUAAGACGCCCACGACAGAGUGUACGGCACAGGGACGGCGGGGAUGAACUUCCUGCGGAACCGGUUGGCGGUUCUGGGCCUGGUGCUGCUGGCCACCCUGCUCCUGUACCUGCUGCUGCCGGCCAUCCGCCAGGGCAGCAUGGAGCCCUCCCUGGACGUGCAGAAGAUGGGCCUCCCCGGCGCCACCCCGGCGCCCGCAGCGCCCAACAUCACGGUCCGUUCGGAGCGCCUGCCCGGCGACCCGCCGCUGCACUUCAGGGUGGCGCUGCCUGCCGAUGCGGGAGGGACGCGGCCGCAGGGCAGACUGCAGGUUGUUCUGCUGCACGGUCAGUCAUUCACCUCCAAGAACUGGUUGGACCUGGGUACCCUGACGCUCCUGGCGACAAACGGCUACCAGGCUGUGGCUCUGGACCUGCCAGGCUUUGGUAGCUCUCCGGACUCCGAUGCCAUAAAGACGGAUCAGAACCGGGCGGACCUGCUGCUUCGCUUCCUGGACUCCUUGGGCCUGAAGGCCCCCGUUGUGGUCAGUCCCUCCAUGAGCGGCCGAUACUCGCUCCCCUUCCUGAUGCUGCACAGCUCACGGAUCAAGGGCUUCGUCCCCAUUGCACCUGUGGACACCAAGAGUCACACUGCAGAGCAGUAUCAGAGCAUCCAGACCCCGACUCUGAUAGUGUAUGGAGAGCAGGACAACGGCCUGGGAGCCCAGUCCUUGAAGAGCCUGAGGCAGCUGCCCCAUCACUCCGUGGUGCAGCUGGCCGGGGCACGACACGCCUGCUACCUGGACCGGCCCAAGGAGUUCCACCAGGCGCUGCUGGACUUCCUGAGCAAGCUGGAGUGAGGGAGGGGUCUUGGACGAGCGGGCCUGACUGAGUGGAUGGAAGGGGGGAGGGGGGGGUGGUGCUCUUUCUCUCCAGGUCACUAGAGGCUGCAGGAGCAGCACUGGCACACAAAGAUAGAAGUGGGAAUCGAGGGAUGUGAGGAUGUACCCCGUUUUAGGAGCGAGACAAUCGGAGAUCCACACCUAGAUGCUCGUGUAAAACGCCCUCUGUGUUGUGUGGGGUUGGGAGUGGGUCGCAGCAGGUCAUUUGGGAAAGCAGAAAUCUUAAUAAAACAACUCAGGGGCAGUUCUGCUCAUUCACUCAGAUGUAACAACAGCAUGAUGGGCUUCAUUUUAUAGCAUCGCCACUCUCCACUGUCUUAACACAACAUGAUUUCCUGCAUUUUCUGCUACGUUUGUGUAGGCAUUAUCUGAGUUUUAUAGUUGUUUUGUUAUUAAUUUCAAAGGUUGCUGUAAUUUUUUUUUUUCGGUAUUGAAAAAUACUUUUAGUAAAACAAACUUUGGAAGCUUUGAAUUCAAAUUAAAACAAGCUUUCUUGGACUUAAAAAUAAGCAAAUAACCAAACAAGCCCUCCCUCAUGAUGCUUGUAAAUUGUUUUUUUUUUCUGUGUGCAACUAAAGUACCACUUGUCACUGUAACCACUACCUAAUUUAUUUUCCCUAAAGGGCCAGGCUUUGUUUUGGCAUUUAAUAGGUGAGGCAGUGCUGUAUUUUAAUUCAGUGUUAAACAACUGUCCAGCAAUAAUCACUCUGCCCGUGUUUCAGCUGCUGUAGCCUGUACAGUAGAGCAGAAGAUUUAUUUCAUGCUGAAGUUAUGCUGUAUUUUUGUUUAAAUAUCUCUUUUGAGUCCGUUGUACUUAAUGCUGCAGUUAUAAGCUUGCAUUUCAUCUUUUUGUGUGUGUAGCAUUGAUACAGUGUUAUUUAAAGAAUAAACGCCAUUAAAUUAAACACUGUCGAAUUUCUAUUUAAAAAAUGCAAGACUGCUUAAGUAAACGAGAAAAUAAAUUCCCUGUGGAACAGAGGGAAAAUGGAGUUUAACUGAGCUGAAAGGCAGACUUUGCUAAUAAGCAAUGACAUGUUUGAUACUUUUAGUGCUCAUUUGUUAAAUGAUUGCUGGGCUGUAUAUAUAACUGCUAUAAAGAAAUUGAUUAUUAA
Molecule: messenger RNA, 2178 nt
Organism: Lepisosteus oculatus (spotted gar)
Lineage: Eukaryota; Metazoa; Chordata; Actinopteri; Semionotiformes; Lepisosteidae
Gene: abhd14a
Product: abhydrolase domain containing 14A
Cellular component (GO): cytoplasm
Source: RefSeq, a predicted model, not a curated record